UUCAAGGUGGUGGGCGGCAGGGAGGCCUACCCGGGCCAGUACCCGUGGGCCGCCUCUCUUCAGAUGAACGGCCGACACGUGUGCGGCGCGAGCAUCGUCAGUAGCCGAUACGUCGUCACGGCCAGCCACUGCCUGCACGGCCGGCCGCAGCCGAGCCUCUCCGUGGUGGUUGGAGAGCACACCCUCAGCAAACAGGAGAGCUCUGAGCAGCGCCUCCCGGUGGUCAGGACGUUCCCGCACGAAAAGUACCGCUACCCCAGCUUCAAGAACGACAUCGCCGUGCUCGAACUCGGAGGAGAGAUCGGCUGGAACCAGUACCGUCAGCCGGUGUGUCUGCCCGACGUCGGUCAGGCGCCGUCUCACGGUACUUCGGCCACCGUGGCCGGCUGGGGCUGGCUCGGCGAACAUCUCAAAGGCGGGAAGCAGGCGGACGUGCUGCAGCGCGUGCACGUGCCGCUCGUGGCGCCCGCCACGUGUUCCGGCUGGUUCAGUGAGGCGGGUCGGCGCGUGCACAUUGGUCGUGGUCAGAUCUGUGCCGGCUUCAAGGCCGGCGGGAAGGACGGCUGUCAGGGUGACAGCGGCGGCCCGCUGGUGACCGAUGAAGGCGGCCACCACACGCUCGUCGGGGUCGUGUCGGCCGGGAUCGGCUGCGCCCGACCCAACCUGCCCGGUAUCUACACGGACGUACACCUCUUCACCGAGUGGAUUGUCAGCAAGACGCGGGCGUCCAGGGGCGGCAGGGGCGACCGGCGCAGCUAGUUACGGCCGCUGGGAGGGCAGAGGGGACGACAGGGAGCAGUCACUGGGGUGGACAGAGAGAGGAUUUGUUACGCCGCCGCUGUGGUGAAAGUCGCAAGCAGUUCCGGUUUAGGUGGCUUGGUUCAGGUCAUGAUGCGUUUAAAGGGCAUUGAGAAGUGAGGACUGCUUAUCAGACUGCAUUUCCAAGGUUAUGAGGUGCGAAGAGGAAAACAGGAAAAUGGCAGCGACAUGUGCAUUGUGGGGUCAUUACGAAAUAAGACAUAUAAUGAGCAAAAUAAUUGUAAUUUAAUGCUUUGUAUAUAAAUUCAUGGAUGGAUG
This is a messenger RNA of Amphibalanus amphitrite, 1077 nucleotides long. RefSeq names its product trypsin-1-like. Gene Ontology annotation, molecular function: serine-type endopeptidase activity. The transcript has 5 exons. Gene Ontology annotation, biological process: proteolysis. Lineage: Eukaryota; Metazoa; Arthropoda; Thecostraca; Balanomorpha; Balanidae. The annotation marks the transcript as partial. The record is from RefSeq and is a predicted model, not a curated record.